This is a messenger RNA of Bufo gargarizans (Asiatic toad), 1854 nucleotides long. It is a transcript of the gene TNFRSF6B, whose product is annotated as TNF receptor superfamily member 6b. The transcript has 3 exons. The coding region runs from base 269 to 925 and encodes 218 amino acids. The record is from RefSeq and is a predicted model, not a curated record. Gene Ontology annotation, molecular function: protein binding. Lineage: Eukaryota; Metazoa; Chordata; Amphibia; Anura; Bufonidae.
GUGGCUGAAGGGGGAGUAGAGGAGCUGAGCACAGAGGAGGGGACAAGGGCUGUGACUGCAGUGCAUGCAGGGACGUAGGAAGUCAGGCAGUGUUCUGUGGGACAUGGCUAUAGAAGCUGAAGUACUGUAGGACGUAGUGGUAGAUCUUCAAGUAGUGAAGCUACUACUAAGUAGCUGGGAUCAUGUAAUGAUGACUCUUGCUUUCUGCACCAGGUACUUCCCGCCAUCUGUCACCUGAAAUGAGGAGCUGAUAACAGACUACAACAAGAUGAUAUACUCUAGCAAAGCCCAGGUUGUGGCUAGUUUAUUUCUUGUAACGAUGGCAACGGUAGACAUGUUAACACCCACGUAUCAAUGGACAGAUGAGACGGGCAAGACUAUUAUGUGUCAGAAGUGCCCACCCGGGACCUACAUGGCUAAACAUUGCUCUUCUGAAAGUGACACCAUAUGCUUGGUGUGCCCAGAAGAGCAUUAUACCCAGUACUGGAAUUACCUGGACAAAUGUCGAUUCUGCAACGUCCUCUGUCAGGAAGGAGAACAAGUGAAACACGAGUGCAAUUCCACACACAACAGAGUAUGCGAGUGCCAGCCUGGCUACCACCACAACGGCCACUAUUGCGUCAAGGAUCUACAGUGCAAUUUUCAAGAUGAUACACAGGAGGAAGAUGAUGAAGAAUGUGACAAUCUUGUAAUAGAUUAUUUUGUGAAUCUGAAUAUUACAGCGCACACCUUCCGGCGACUGGAACUCACAAUUUUCAAGCACAAAGGAAGGAAGCCCAUCAGCCAGAAAAGAAUUCGGAACCUAUUAAAGGCUUUCAAAAACAUUGAUCCAAAACACCCUCUGCUCCCACGCCUUCUGAAAUCCUUACAAGAAGCCAACAUUCACAGUUUAGAAAGAAAGCUGCGAAAGAGAUUCUUAGAGUAGGAAGACUACUGAGGUCUGAGAAGCAGCUGUACCUCCGCCUGAAGCAGGGCGGGCCAUACCAUUAUUCCAGCUGUGGAACAUGAAAUAUACCUUUUCUUGGUAUCCUAUUUGCUCCACUUUUGGAGAUCCAUUAAGAAAAGAAACUUUUUUUUUCAAUGAUUUUACCAUACUUUUUAAAUGUUUUUUGUGAUUUUUAAUUCAAUUUUUUAUUUUAUUUUUUUCAGCACUGCCGCACAUAUAUUACCUCUUACUGUUCCUUUAAUUUAUUAUAACCCUACCUCCUUCAUGCCAUUGAAUUUCAUAAAGGUUUAUGUUUAAAAGGUUUUACUAUUUUUCACAAUAAAAGUUAUUUUAUAUAAUUUUUAUUAGUUUUCUUUUGUGGUACCAUAGUGAAGACUUUCAAGGCAGAGUUAUGUGCCAUCCAGAAAGAUGUAUUGGGAUCACUAGUAAUGGAUGCUGAUAGAUGUCACCCAGGAAAGAGACUAACAUAAGUCAAGACUAGAUAGAGCGAACAUUCUUCCAAGGGGGUUCGCCUACUGACCAUUAAAUAGUUCAUAAUUGUAUUAAGUAGAUGUCUGACCGCCAAAACCCAAUUUUCUGGCAAAAUUAGUUGGUCACAUACUAUCAAUAGGUAUAAACGGUAAUGUCAGAAGCUGCUUAUUGAGAACAGCUACAAACUUAUGUUUACUCUGUUUUUAUUACUAACGUUUUCAGGUAGAUCAGUACAGUUAACAAUGAUCAUCAGUAGCAUGAACAAUAAAAAAAAAAAGGGGAAGUUACGCAGAACUCUAAACGCAAAGUUACUUCUGAUAGCAAAACAAGUAUGUUACAUUGCAGUGCAAAGCCAAAUUGAUCCAUACACAAAUUCCAUUACUCCUUCUGUCAGUACAACCUACUACGUACAAUAAAGGUGUAAGGAGUAUUACAAA